Messenger RNA from Salmo salar (Atlantic salmon), 6429 nucleotides. RefSeq names its product ring finger protein 24 (gene rnf24). The record is from RefSeq and is a predicted model, not a curated record. Gene Ontology annotation, molecular function: zinc ion binding; ubiquitin protein ligase activity. Gene Ontology annotation, cellular component: endomembrane system. NCBI's taxonomy places the organism in Eukaryota, Metazoa, Chordata, Actinopteri, Salmoniformes, Salmonidae. Gene Ontology annotation, biological process: proteasome-mediated ubiquitin-dependent protein catabolic process.
GUACACGACUCUGUCUCCGUUAAACGGGCUAGGAGGAGGGACUACGAGCACUACGUGCUUGGAGAACCGUUCAAAAAAUUGACCACGAGAAUAUUUUACACCUGGAAAUCAAUUUAGAUAAUCGUUUGAGGAGCAGUAGUUGCCUUUUUAAUCGGUUUCAUUUAUCGUUAUGUCCGCUUCUCAGUUUUGUGUCUGUUACAGUGUUGAUAAAUAUUGCUACAUCGCUAGCCAGCAAGCCAAUAUCGAGCAAACCAUAGUCAACCACCAACAUCGCGAGUUGAAUGAAGACGCUUUGCAUGGGCUGUAGCCUAUCCCGUGUAGAUAAGACAGUUGUGUAGCUAACAUUACUGUAACUAGUUAUCUGACGUGCAGAGUUUUUGUUUGUUUUAUUGGCCUGAUAUUUCUCUCAUUGGUAUUGGUGAAGAAGAGACGAGCAGAUAUCGAGGACGGUAUUGAUUGGAUAUCCAUGAGCUCCGAUUUCCAGCACUACAGUUUCAGGAUGCCUAAUAUCGGGUUUCAGAACCUUCCUCUCAACAUCUACAUUGUGGUGUUUGGGACCGCCAUCUUUGUCUUCAUCCUCAGCCUUCUCUUCUGUUGCUACUUGAUAAGGUUAAGGCACCAGGCGCACAAGGAGCUGUAUGCGUACAAACAAGUUAUACAGAAGGAAAAGGUCAAAGAGCUAAAUUUGCAUGAGAUAUGUGCGGUGUGCUUGGAGGAGUUCAAACAGAAAGACGAGUUGGGGAUUUGCCCGUGCAAACACGCCUUUCACAGGAAGUGCCUCAUUAAGUGGCUGGAGGUGAGGAAGGUGUGCCCGCUGUGCAACAUGCCUGUCCUGCAGCUUGCCCAGCAGGCGGGCAACACCAUCGACGUCACCGUGCCCAUACAGCAGCCCCUGCCAGGCAUGGAAAACCUGGUGUAGCGCAGACUGCAGUGCACGCACACACACCUGUACAAGUACACGUAUACCUCGAUCACACCGACAGCGUCAUUGCAUUUUGAUACACCAGAAGUACAUUCAUUUCCAAUGGAACGCUGUGUUUGCCUUGCAUCAUCGGACGUAUGCAUCAAAUUCUUUGCGUAGACGGCUUGACAGAAAUGGUAGAAGAUGAUGCCGCGUACCAUUUUGCGCAAUGACGCUGUAGGUGUGAUCGAGGCGUUUAUAUGUGAUUAAAAGACAGGACAGACAAUGGAGAAACACAACAGUGUUACGAUGCAGACAGAGACUCACGGUGACGAAGAAGUGAAUCUCCUCUCAUCUCUCUGCCUUGGUGGAUUCCCAUAAGGAUUUUUUUAUAAUAACGGUUCUUUACUGACAAUCUUUUUUUCUUUUCUUUUGGACACAGCCGUGGUCACUAUUCUGACCGUUUCACAACCAAAGCACUUUUCUGGGGACACCAGCACGUGACGAGUAAGAGGCACGAAAACCAACAACUACAACACGUUGACAUGAAAAUGGCGUCAUCGUUUAGUUUUCUUUUUAACGACUAAACCUUCGUUUUUUUUUCUUUUUCUACAAGCACUUUAAAAUUGAACGCUUGUGAGGAGGUUGUAGUAGCAACAAGGUUAUAUUUUAUGUUAUAUUAUUUCGAUGAACUUUUUUGUGUGUAUAUAUAUAUAUACACAGAGCCACGUGAGUUAAUUUUUUUGUUGAGUGGAGACUUUUUUGGGGGGGUUAGGGAGCAUAAUAUCUUAAAGGGACAGUAGCCUCCAAAUGAAUUAACGUCUGGAUACUCGUGGGAAGCUCAAGGAACCCCAGAAUUCUGUGGCCUGAUCCACCCUCUCACACAUACAAAAGUGGAUAUUGGAGGGGAAUAUGUGUGUGUGUGUGUGUGUGUGUGUGUGUGUGUGUGUGUGUGUGUGUGUGUAGAGAGAGGAUCACCCCAACCUCAGUACUUGGUGUCUAAACAACUUAAUGUGAAUUAAGAGAGGAUGGGUGUGAAUGUGGGGUUGUGACCCGAAUCAUCUGGUUCACCGGUGUGCAUCGGACUCUGCGUCCCCUCUUGCAUAUGAAGGUUGUACAGUUUGUUACUCACUGCACACCUCAGUGUCUGCGUUCCCAAAUGGCACUCUAUUCUCUAAAAAGUGCACUAUUUAGGGAAUAGGGUGCCAUUUGGGAACGCUGCCUGUGUGUGUGUGUGUGUGUGUGUGUGUGUUACAAAAAGGCUGUGGCCACUGUCACGGUCUGCAUCUGUCAUUUCAGAAAAAGCCAAUAGUUGCUAUUCUGUUGGGGGGAAAAAAUGUGAACUAAUUGCUAAAACGCAACAAUGCCGAGUUCGUAUUCUCAUUGAAAGAUUUUUCACUAUGUGGUUUUAUGAGGGUCGAAUCAUAUUAACAUAGUAGUAUUCUCUAGUGUAAACAUAGAGCCCCCUGUGUGUGUCACACACACACACAGACAGACACACACACCCGACACAAACUGUGGAGGGGUCCUGGCCUCUAUCACUUCCUGUGGACUGGCGAUCAGGAAGUAAGAGAAACCCAACACCCAUGGCACCCCUAGAGCCAACAUCCAAUCAGAUGCCUCCGUUACUGUUGCAUAAGAGAAGACUGAGCUCCUCCCGAGCCCACAGCGCUCCCAAAGCAUUACUCAUUCAGCUUGUGGCAACAGAGCGCUAUGAAAACGCAUAGCUGGAAGAUUCCUCUCUUGGUUUUAUACAGUUAAAGAUACAUCCCUCUCUUGCCGUCCUCAGGUUUGAGUGAGGUUUAGCCUGAUGGAAGUCUAAAACAACUAGCCCAAUCUACACACUACAUAGUAAACGAGUACUUCAUAUAAUGCCAAGAUGAUUAUAUUCCAAUAUUGUCGCCGAUGUGAUCAUGUCUAGAAUCAUAUAUUCUAUACGCUAAUCUUUACAAAACCUAGAACAAACACUGGUCCACUGAGGCAGUGGUUCUUAAACUUUUCCAGCUCGAGAAACAAAUUUAGAAAUUGACUGUCCUCCCCUCACCCAAAAGGUCCUCCAACAACCCAAAAGAACAAUAAAUAGCGCGUGAUUAUAUAUAUAUAUAUAUAUAUAUAUAUAUAUAUAUGAUGUAGCAUUACAUGUGGCAGAAAAACUCAUGGUCUUUUACUCGGCACUGAAAGAGCAGGACCACCCGCGCUUUCACUUCCUCAAUUCAGUCAACGACUCAAAGCUGCUUCUGCGAUUAGUAAUUACUUAACGCUAUUUAGCUUUAGCUUAGCGUUGAUCUAAUUAGGCUAUGGGGGAUAUAGGCUAAUUAUCUAGUUCAAAUUCUGGCAGCACUCAGCAUAUCGGUCAACACACAUACGUACGUUCCCAGUAGAUGUCAUUGAGCGGGUAUAGGCCCUGGUUAGCAGUUGUAGAGAACAGCAGGCUCAUUCCAGCGUUUUCCCCAAACGCUCUCUCCACUCUGGUGUUUUGUUCCCCGAUACACACACCAACCCCUCUACCCUGGUGCUUUGUUGCACCACCUUUUGUGGCAUCACUGUAGUAAAAGUGCUGUGUGAUAGUUUGGAACAGAGGGGAAACAGUGUCCCAUAGGUCAGGGGUCAGCUUGUGUCACUGUGUCAAAGGUCACAGACUAGAUCUAGGUGAUUGGUCAUAAUAAUGGCGUUAAAUGCAACUUUAUUUAUAAGAAAGCCUGGUCUGUCCUAAGAGUGAAGAACCGAAUCGACCCUACCCUGUUAAGUGUUUGUACCUUUUCAGGACCCCGGCUUUUUCAGUGCUGAGCAUCAGGCCCAGCUCUAGAACCACUGCGCUUGUGUCUCCUAAAAAUAGUGGUAUUCUUAGGAUUCUAGGUGUUAAGACCCCCAAGUCGUUAACGAAAUGUACUGUGUCCACUGGCUUUACCUUCGUACAACAGAGGGGAAUGUUAGCCUACUGUAGCUAGCUGGUGAAAAGAAUAGUAGGACAUUGUUUCUGAUAUUGGCAAAAAAAUUCUCCCUUCCGCCCUGCCCAAUAAUAUCUAUUGUAUUGGAGGGAGGAGGAUGACAAUUGUGAUUAUUGUAUUUUUUUUUUUACUUGUGCUUUACUUACGAUGUGUGUUCAUUUUGGCUAUUUGUUUGAAGAGACACCAGUCUGUGGUUGAAUGUGGAAUGAGAAAAACCAUAACCUUUUUAUUGAAGGCGCCCGGCCUUGCUUGUAUUUGCGGGUCGCAUCGAUACCCGUUUGCCUCUUCUUGGUUCUUCUUUGUGGCUACACACAAAAAUGAGCUACACAGGAACCAAUGGAGGUGUCACCCUUUCUGUAUAUAACUCAAAUAUAGGUAUGUAACACACCUCUUUGUACAAAGAGACUUCAACGCUGAUAUUAAUUUCAGAACUCCAAAGUUUGACUGGUCCGAAGUUAAUUUUUUGACAACUAGCCCCGCCACUUUCUUAUUCCCUAAAGACUCCUAUAUUGUAACAGAUAGCCAACAAGAACACAGCAAGUCUUGAUGCUUCAUCCUCUACUAUGUGUGGAUGUCUCUGAAUUGACGGUUUAAAGGGAGAUUUAACGAUAGGACUGGGUGGGGAGGAGACCGAUAAUGUGAAAGCAUGCGAUGAAAUGGCGGCUGCACUUGCAACCAAUUUCACCAUUUGUAAUUGUACAUAGAGUAGUAGUAGUAGUAGUGUUGGUAGGAAGACAUACUGCAUAAACACUUUUUACUGUGAGGGGGUGUGCAUUGUGCACCUGUUAGGUUCUAAUUCAGAAUAAAAACACUCAACGGACAUUAUGAAAGCUUAACCAAGUUUAUUCUGCCCAGAGGGUCAAUACAGCUGCAUUCAGACAAAUACAUGUUUCCACCACCACAAGUAUAUAUACUUCAAUUUAGGCACUCCUUCUCUCCAAUCCUUACAUCUUUUAUGGUUCGACAGGAAGACGAAGUGAUAAGGGAGAAAUGAUGGUUUAUUACCCUAAGGGGAUCUGACCUCAUCCCCCUUGAUGCCUAAUCCAAAGAUCUCCACCCGUAUCCCCUCUAGCAAUCCUGUGACUUCUUCCCAUCCACCUAGCACAUUCCAAAGCCAUCUGGUUCCUACAGAAUCCAACACAACGAAUAGCUGAGGAUAAUUCUUCCAUUGAAAACACUGCAUCUGAGCACUUAACUGCCAUUUGCCCAUCCGAGAAUUGCAACAAUUCCAGACAUCUUGUAAUGCUUUCUUUCAAAUGAGAGUUGAAGGUCAGAAGAGAACUCUUAUCUAUUAUACUCCAUCAUUUCUUCCUGUGUAACUCCCUAAUCCUUCCCCCACACUUCUUGGACCAGACAACAUGGUUCUGGGUUCUCUCCGAGUCCUGGAAAGCAUGUAGCCACGGUCAAGUGCCAUAACAGCAGGCAGUUAGAGGCCCUUCUGCGAGAGGAAGGAAUCAUGUGUAUAUUCAUAGUGAAUAAUCACCUAUCGUCUACUAGUUAUUACUGCGCAAGGUACCAGGCCAAAUCUAUUUGAAAAACAUUGGGAGUUUGGACGGUUGAUGAAUUUAGUGAUGACCCACCCCAUCGUGACCUCCAUUGAUGUCAGCGCUGUUCCAGAGAACGCCAGCCUAUUGGACUGUAAUAUUAAAGGACUAUGAUGUACUUGCUUCAGUAUCAUGAAUUACUGAGAGGAGUGAGGCUCUUUGUCACGACAGCAACCAAAAUGCGUAAUAACGGGCCCCUUAUCGUGUAUCCUUUCUAUAAGGUGCUUUUAUCUCAGAAAGUAUACCCAGAGACAGGAGAAAGUAGGACAUCCCACUCCUUAAUUUUUUUCUCUUUCAAUGGAAGACAAUGAACUAAGUAGACCAGACCAAGCUGCGAUCACAGUGGUGUCUAUAGUAGAGCCACUCCCUUAAGUAGACAUUUUUUUAAAUGGUGAAACGGCCUGAGUGAACCAUCUUUUUUUUUAAUCAACCAUCUUUGGUAUACCUGGCUGUUGGCAGCCAUUUUGUGGGCCGGAUCUCAAGGUCAACGCUGUGUAAUUGGCCGCUUGGGCCUCAAUAACGUGUCACUGCCUCACUGAAAACUCUCAAUGUGUAUGGUGUCUAUUCAUUCAAUGUAUAGCUCUUGUAGUGCCCCCCUCUCCCUCAAGUACAUCCCGUCUCGCCCCUAAUCCACUUUAUCCCAACCUCCCACUAUGUCCAAUAGCCACCACAUUCUUCAAUGGGUCAACCUACCCCAUCCCUGUGAUAACCUCUCUCACCAUUUUACCCCAGCCUCCCGCUUCAUCCACCAGCCCACACUUUCUUCCCUUGACAGGUGAACCUACCCUACCCUCAAUGGGUCUACCCAUCCUAUCCUGAGUUAACAUUGUUUAUAAAAUUAAGAAUUCUGCAGCAGAAUAUUUUUGGAGAAAUUUGCUGUACAGUAUUUGUAAGCUCUAUUUUUGUAUAUUUAAUUGCCAUUUGAGGAAAAAAAAUUAUGAAUGCAUUUCUUUUGCUAAUUCUGUUUUAUUCAUUAAAAAAUUGUUGCAUGUGACUGACUUGAACUGUAAAUAAAAUUACCACGUUUUGGAAAUAA